CUGAUUAUUAUGUUCAACAUUUCUCUAGAGACAUCUCCGAAGAGAAGGAUGUCAGAUGCAGAGGAAGGCCCACUGGAGGAAACAGAAGAAUAUGGAGAAAUAGAAAGGGAAGAAGGAGAAGAUGAAGAAGAAGAAGAAGAAAAAUAUCCAAAUGAUGAAGGGCUAGAAAAUAUUCAACAGGAAUUAAAAGAAGAUAACACGUUAGCAUGGAGAGGGUCUCAGGAGGAGGGGGAGGAGGAGGAAGAAGGGGAAGGGGAGGAGAGAGUGGGGGAGCAAGAGGAGGAAGAGGAAAGGGAGGGAGAGGAAGAGGGGGAAGAACUUGGGAAGGAGGAGGAGGCUGCAGGAGCACAGGAAGAAACCACAGUGAAGCCCCAAGAAAUCACCAAGUCCGUGAUCAGUUUGGAGAGACUUAUACCAACUGAUUCCCAAUCAGUCUUGUCAGGAACACGCCCAAAAACCUAUAGCGGUAGAGAGUCAAAGCAUUCAUUACAAUCAGAGCUUUUGGAAACACUCGAACUUCCAAGAAGCACGGCCUCACAAUUAGAGUGUCUUGAUUUGGAUCUAACCACUUCUGCGGAACAACAGCUUAGUUCCCCUGAAAAGCAGCCUUCAGGCGAGCUUGCAGAGAGAACCGACCAGAGGCCCCAAGAUGAAUUGGGACAAGAAAGGAGAGACUUGGAACCAGAAAGGGGAGACUUGGAGCCAGAAAAGAGAGAAGGGAGAAAAGAAAAAAGAGUAUUAUACGUAAAUGAGAAAAAAGAAAAAGAAUUCCAGCCCAAAGCAAGGAUCCCUAAGGUGUCACUGGUCUCCACGGCCACCGAGGACAGUUUGUUCCAAAAGGAUGACAGUGCCAACGUGUAUCCCUUGGCCAUGACCUGGUCGUUCGGAUGGAACAGUUCCCUUCCUGUUUACUACAUUCAAGACAAAAACCAGAGAGUUCUUCUGUAUGCCAGCGCUCACACUGCUGUCAUCUACAAUGUCUUCAAGAAUAACCAGCACCAUCUUCAGGCGCACCCCAACGUCAUCUCCUGCCUCUGCGUCAGCGAAGACAGGCGCUGGGUCGCCACGGCCGACAAAGGGCCCGACUGCCUGAUAAUCAUAUGGGACUGCUUCACGGGCAUUCCUGUGCACACGAUAUUCAACAGCUGCCCAGAAGGGGGCGGCAUCAGGGCCAUGGCCAUCACCCGCGACGCCAAGUACCUGGCGACCAUCUCAGACGCUGAGAUCCAGAAAGUUUGCAUCUGGAGGUGGACUUUAGCAGUGGAAACACCGGCCUGCACUAUUAACCUUCCCAAAGAGUAUGGCUUUCAGAGCUACCUUACUUUUAAUCCAACAAAUAAUAAAGAAUUGGUGAGCAAUAGUAAAACACAAGCAAUAUAUUAUAUGUGGUAUGAAGAGGGAGAUACCCUUGUUCACAGUGCCCCACUUUUAACAGAAAAAACAUUCAACAAGCUCGUGGGAAAAUUUAGCCAGUCAGUCUUUCAUUUGAAUUUAACCCAAAUACUGUCGGCGACGAUGGAAGGGAAGCUGGUCGUCUGGGACAUUUACCGCCCGCCGCCGUCUGCCUCGGCCUCUUUGGGCUCUGCCCACAUCACGCCUUGUAAACUGCUUCAUCUGCAGGACGCCGGUGUCACUGUGCUCACUACGGUCGACAGCUAUAUUGUCACAGGUGACAUUCGGGGUAACAUCAAGUUCUACGAUCACACCCUGUCCAUUGUGAACUGGUACAGCCACUUCAAACUGAGCUCCAUAAGAAGCCUGUCCUUCUCAAAGACCCCGGCAACUCCUCCGACCGAAAAUACAAACUACCCUCCAGGCUGCACUUUAAAAGGUGACCUUUUUAUGGGAAGGAAUUUUAUCAUUGGAACGUCGGAUGCGUCAGUGUACCACUUAACAGCAGAUGGGACCAAACUUGAGAAGUUAUUUGUGGAGCCCAAGGAUGCCAUUUGUGCCAUCUCCUGCCACCCGUACCAGCCCCUCAUUGCCAUCGGGAGUUUCUGUGGGAUGAUCAAAGUGUGGGAUUAUGAACAGAAAAAAUACCUCUUCAGCAGGAUCUUUGAGAAGGGGCUUGGGGUCCAGAGUCUGACCUACAACCCCGAAGGAGCUCUCCUCGGAGCUGGCUUCACAGAAGGGACCGUUUACAUUCUUGAUGCAAUGUCCUUAGAAAGUGAAAUCCCAGAGCCUUUCAAAUAUUCCAGAACCAGUGUGACUCACGUCAGCUUCUCCCACGACUCCCAGUAUAUGGCGACCGCUGAUGUAAGUUUCACCGUGGCCGUUUACGUGGUGAGAGUCAGAAAUGGACGCAGGGUCUGGGAGUAUUUGGCAAGACUUCGUUCUCAUCGCAAGAGCAUCCGAAGUGUCCUGUUCGGGGUUCAUCUGGACAGCAAUGAGCCGAGACUGCUGAGCCUCGGGAGAGACAGACUCUUGAUCGAGUAUAAUCUACUCAAGAGCUACAAAGACCACCUGGAAGUCCUGGACAUUCACCGAACCGACCAGGGCAACUACCCCACCUGUAUGGUCUGGUACCCGCCACUUACCAAGGAGCUCUUCCUGCUCAUUUGCAACAGUGGCUACAAAGUGAAGCUUUUUAAUUCAACCACAAAAAUGUGCAGAAAGACACUCCUCGGGCCAGUUUACGGAUCUCCCGUUGAGCGGAUACAAAUCCUCCCGGUGAAAACGCCUCUGGAACUUCAGAAACGCUACGCGGUGUUUACUAACAGGGACAAGGUUGGACUUCAGAUCUUACCAGUUGAUGGCAACCCACAUAAGACAUCUGCUCUUAUAUGCCACCCCAGCGGGGUGGCUGGAAUGGACGUUUCCUAUGACGGCCGCUACACCUUCACAGCAGGAGGGCAGGAUCGGUCGGUGGUGCAGUGGACAAUCAAUUUAAGUGCCCUGGAGGCAGCAGUUUCUCUUGGGGGCGAAGACCUGACCCCGUUCUAUGGUCUGGUGUCUGGUGGCAGGGAAGGAAAAUUCUACAGGGAGCUGGAAGACUAUUUUUACUAUUCUCAGCUCCGUAGUCAAGGUAUUGAUACAAUGGAGACCAGAAAGGUGUCGGAACACAUCUGCCUGUCAGAGCUUCCUUUUGUCAUGAGAGCCAUUGGCUUUUACCCAUCGGAAGAGGAGAUUGAAGAUAUGUUUAACGAAAUCAGAUUUAGUGAGUAUGUGGACACUGGAAAACUAAUUGACAAAAUCAACCUACCGGAUUUCUUCAAAGUUUACCUUAACCACAGGCCACCCUUUGGGAACACAGUGAGUGGUGUCCAGCGGAGCUUUGACAUUCUUGGUUUUACCAAUUCAAAGGGAAAGAAAGCUAUUCGAAGAGAGGAUUUUCUGAAACUGCUUCAAACCAAAGGUGAGCACAUGACAGAAGAGGAGGUGGCUGCCAGCUUCGCUGCACUGUUCGGACUGAACCCUGAGGGCUGGAAAUCUGAGCCCGCAGCCUCUUCUGUCAAAGGUUCAGAAAUUUGCUUUGAAGAAGAACUUCCAGACGAAAUCACUGCAGAAAUAUUCACGACUCAAAUUCUUGGCCUAACCAUUUCCCAAGCUUCUGGACAAGAUCCUACGGUCAGUGAAGUUGAAAGGAGAGCCUGA
This is a messenger RNA of Kogia breviceps (pygmy sperm whale), 3594 nucleotides long. It is a transcript of the gene CFAP251, whose product is annotated as cilia and flagella associated protein 251. Gene Ontology annotation, molecular function: protein binding. Gene Ontology annotation, cellular component: sperm flagellum. NCBI's taxonomy places the organism in Eukaryota, Metazoa, Chordata, Mammalia, Artiodactyla, Physeteridae. The record is from RefSeq and is a predicted model, not a curated record.